Molecule: messenger RNA, 843 nt
Organism: Postia placenta MAD-698-R-SB12
Lineage: Eukaryota; Fungi; Basidiomycota; Agaricomycetes; Polyporales; Adustoporiaceae
Exons: 1
Coding region: 1-843 (280 amino acids)
Source: RefSeq, a predicted model, not a curated record
AUGCCCCGCUUGAAGCUAACAUCGAUCAAAUUGGAAACGUUGGAGCAGCUAGACACGCUGAAGGACGCCCUGAAAGAUGAAUACUCAGAGUUGGACAUAUAUGUGGAAAACGUCUGGAUCCGCUUCAAUCCCGCCUACUCGGACGCGGGCAAGCAGAUCGAGGAUGAACACGACUUCAAGAAACACGAACAGAGGGAAAUCGUACAUCGAUUGGUUAAUGAGGCAGAAAUACGCACUGUGGCAAUUGACAUCACCCUUUUGUCCAACAACUGGCUCCUUGAUGCCCACAUUGAGCCUAAACACGUCUUGUUCCUCCAGAGUACCAACCCGCUGAAAGUGCCUCAUCUUCAUGGAGCCAACUUCCGGUUCUUGUGGUGUACGACCCACCUACUCGUCGACAUGCCAUGGAACCAGGUCGUGGAGUGCCUCCCGCCUGCUGACCCCACAAAGCCAUGCUCCGUCUCUGAUGAAGUCGUAUCCCAUGCAGUAAUCACCUUCUUCGAGAGCAUCCCCCGAUUGACGCACCUAUGUAUUCGCAUUGUCGUGGGGAACAUGGUUCGAGGGGCGUGCCCGAUCAUCAAGUGGCUCCACGAAAUCCUGUACGCUGCUCGCCACUUGCGCCGACUGGUAAUCCAGUGCGUCGACGAUGCAACAGGUUCUUCUUGCUCCCAAGAUGCGUGGCGUUGGCUGAAUCAACAACUCGUUUGCAACAAGUUGUACCGUGUCAACCUCCUCCCCUUCUCCCUGGAGACGUCGGAUUUGUGGGAUGGUCUCCUCAUGACGGGUGGUUUCGAGUUUUGGGAGAAGACUAAGGAGUAUAAGGCUCAAUGGCCUCUCAAGUAA